AAAAAUUUGGACUCAAAUCUAAAGGAACCAUAGGGUCUGAAAAGGUCAAAUCCAAGUCAAUACACGGAUUCAAGAUCCAUAUCCAUCCCCAUUGUAAAUCACGCGCAAAUGAAAGAGACAUGGCAAAGUGGCUAAGUCUAUCAAGAAAAUGAAAAUUUAUCUAAACUUUAGUUUAGUGCCACAAACGCCUACACCUUCUUGGGGGAGCUCUUAUGGUUCAGCUUUGGCUUUCCACCUUCCAAUGAUGGCGGUUUCUCUCCACUCCGUCGUCUCUUUUAAUUCUGUCUCUGGAUCCUCCAUUAAAUCGUGUGUUCCAAAAAUCGAUCAUGUAUCCAGUGCUUCCUUUUUCCCGGCCAAAUCAAGGCGAACCAUGAGGUUGAACAGAAGGCUCAAACAUCUAUUAGUCGCAGAGAGUGAUCAAAUAAUUACAGACCAUGGUGAAAGUUCAAAUGUAGAACCCGUUCCAGCUUCCACAGAUUCUUCUCCUCCAGCUAUUCAAUCCGAAAAAAAUGUUGUCGCUGAUUCCGAUCAAGUGAACAAAAUCACUUCUGAUGUUGAUGUGCAAUCUGCACAGAAGAAAGUGCCACUAACCGCGCGAGAGAGAUUAAGGGCAGCACGAGUUCUGAGUCGUUACUCAGAUUCCAAGCCUUCUAAAUCUGAAAUGGGGCGUAGUGUAUUGGAUGCUUUGAAAGAGAGCGAGAAAGGAAAGAAGGGUCUUCCGCAAGCUCCUACAAACCUGUUUGAUGACAGCAAAAGAGGAAUGCCAAAGAAGGGUCUUACGUUUGAUUUACCUGGAGGUUUCGAUCUGUUUCUGAUCGGGUUUUCUUUUGUUUUUAUAAGCACAGUCAUGUUUGCAACAACUUACAUCGUAUGGAAAGUUGGCGCAAUUCAUUACAAUGAAUUAUAAUAUGGCAAUUUGCUUCAAACAGAACAUAUAAAUGUUUUGAAUCAUAAUGUGUAAUUUAGUUUGUAUACAUUACCCAUCUGUGUUUUAAUGGAAAUAGAUGUGUUACUUGUUAGAAAAAUAACCCA
Messenger RNA from Amaranthus tricolor (Joseph's coat), 1032 nucleotides. RefSeq lists its product as uncharacterized. Gene Ontology annotation, cellular component: chloroplast thylakoid membrane. The coding region runs from base 149 to 907 and encodes 252 amino acids. The transcript has 2 exons. The record is from RefSeq and is a predicted model, not a curated record. Lineage: Eukaryota; Viridiplantae; Streptophyta; Magnoliopsida; Caryophyllales; Amaranthaceae.